Molecule: messenger RNA, 1835 nt
Organism: Danio aesculapii
Lineage: Eukaryota; Metazoa; Chordata; Actinopteri; Cypriniformes; Danionidae
Gene: nostrin
Product: nitric oxide synthase trafficking
Exons: 15
Coding region: 28-1722 (564 amino acids)
Cellular component (GO): plasma membrane; cytoplasm
Molecular function (GO): protein binding
Source: RefSeq, a predicted model, not a curated record
GUUAAAGAACGACCAGCGUGAGGGAAGAUGAAGGACCCGCUGAGCAGCUGUACUUAUAAUCUGCUGUAUCAGGAGUUGAAGAGAAUCUCUAAGAAUGGGGAGGUUUUCUGUAAAGAGCUUCUGGCAGUGUUUCAGCAAAGAUCUGAACUGGAGAUCAACUAUUCAAAAGGACUUCAGAAGAUUGCAGGAAAACUUCUUAAAGUCUCCAAAGAGAUGAGUGACAACUCCACGUAUCACGCGUGGUCCUUCAUAUCAGAUGAGAUGUUCGCUUCAGCAGAUGCCCACCGGUACCACACUACACUACAUCAUUCUCCUCGCUUCAUUAUUCAUGUGGCUGCUGUGUAUUUAUAUCUGCAUUAUUCUUUCAGCAUUCUGGGAAACGCUCUCAAUCAGGAUGCCAUUCAGGAAAUCCGGCAAAUCCUGGAUGAACACGGCAAAAGAAAAAGGCCGCUUGACAAUGCAGUUGAAAAGUCCGGAAAGCUCGUUCUUACAAACUGGAGUGAACAAAUUAAGCUGAAAAAGAAGCUGAUCGGGUUGACAAGAGAACAUGAAGCUCUCUUCAGCUUUGUGGAGAAAAACAAGCAAAUCUGUACAGAGAAAGAAAAGCAGAAGAUGUUCAACAGAUUGAGUAAGUCAGCGGAGCUUCAGGUCAGAGUUGAUGAGGAAUAUUUCAACACUAACAUGGAGGGUCACCACAUCCGCCUGAAGCUGGAGAACACUCUCAAGACAUGCUACCAGAUCGUUCAGGAGCUUGAGAAGCAAAGAAUAGAGACUCUGUCCAACACCCUGAACAAGUACAGUCUCUUCAUGACUGUUUAUUCACAGACCGUCACUCACAGCCACAAGCAGAUUGAUCAGGCCGUGCGGAGGGUGGAUGUGGAAAAAGACAUUCAGUCUAUGGUCGAGGACGUCGCCACUGCAGUGGAUGAAAACAAAGCUGAAUUUCUCAUGGCCGACUACUUUGAGGAAGAAGGAAAGACAAUGAUGGGAAAAGACAGGAGAAAAGAUGCCAUUAGGACUAAACUUCAGCGUCUGGAGGACUGGAUCACCAAAACUAAAACUGACAGAGAAGGUUUAGAGAAAAUGGUGAAAGUAUAUACAGAGCAACCAAACUUCUCAAACCAGAAAAACCUGGAGGAAACCGAGCAGUUACUGGAGGAGGCCAUCCUCAAACUGGACCUUUUAGAGGCGACGCACUGCAAACUGACUCACAGUCUGGCAGAGAUUGAAGGAAAACCCAAAUCAAGACAUCGAUUCAGCGACAGCAUCACUAAAUGGAAAGAAAAGGACUGUGAGCACAGUGUAGUGCAGCUUUCUCGACCGGUGAGGAUCAAAAAGACUCCUUUCAGAUCACGUCAGUCCAUGAGGGCAGCAGUGAGCAAUGAGACAAACCAAAGCCCUGAAGGGACUGGAGCAAAGCCCUCGAAUGAGGCGACCAAUUCUGAUGAACAACAGAGUGGCCCGGUUAAUGGAAGUGCAUCUGAAUAUGAAGACGAUAAAGAAGCAGAAUUACGCUGUAUUGGCAGAUGCAAGGCUCUCUACAGCUUCAUGUCAGAGAGAGAGGACGAGUUAAACAUUAAUGAAGGAGACGUGCUGCAGAUCUUUGAGAAGGACGACACAGGCUGGUGGUUCGGUGAGCUAAAUGGACAGAGAGGACUUUUCCCUUCAACAUAUGUCGAAGAGCUGCCUGUUUUUAAUGCCAUGAAGUCAUCUGAAGCCUAACUUCAAGAGAACAUGUGGAGGAAAAGGUCACUGACUCCAGUGCCACUAGAUCAUUAUUCACUCAUGCUUUAACCCUUUAGUGAGUGAGGAAUCAUAUAUGCUAGGUUAUUUGA